AUGUACUUCGACCUAUAUCUUCCAUUCCCUUUACCUCCCGAUAUCGAUGACGGACAAAGUAAGAAAAGCAAAAAGGGGAAAGGGAAAGCCGUUCCUACGCCUACUCCUUCUACACCUACGCCGGUGAAGAAGGACUGUUGGGCAGGGAUUGAAAGUAGGGACAGAGAAGGUUUCGUGAAGAAAGUAGCUUUAUCAGGCCAUUUGGGAUACUCUGUGAUCGGACUGACUGUUAGUCCACAUGAACCUUCCAACCAUGUCAUACCUUCACCAUUCUCGAGUGGAUUGCCUUUCCCAGAUCUUGAUCCUAGAUCAUCCUCCUAUGCUAGUUCUAGUGGUAGUUCAAGUAAAACGCCAUUGGUACAGGUCUCGAGGUACCAUAUGAGAUUGGAUGAUAAUAGGGUACAUCCAUUGACCAGUCAAAAUACAAACACCCUAAAAAACUAUGACAUCCUAAGUGUAGCUCCAACAAGUGAGAAAGCUUUUCAACUUGCUUGUACAGAUCUAUCCAAUCCUGGACCCAAUCAGAUAUCAAUCAUUACCCUACCAUUACAUGAGAGACCGUUUACUUUUAGAUUCAAUUGGAAACAGAUGAGACAAGCUCAGCGGAAUGGCGUAGUGUUCGAGCUCCUCUACUCUCCAGCACUAUACCCUCCUUCCUCCACAUCCCCAGAGACUUCUCGCAGAUAUCGACAGAACUUCCUUUCGAACGCCAGAGAGGUAAUUAGGAUAACAGGUGGGAAAGGUGUCAUCCUCUCUUCUGGACCUAAUGGAGAUCCCUCGACGGGUCUCAGAGGAGCUUUAGAUAUUGUUAAUCUAGCAACGAUGAUAGGUAUGCCAUCUAAUCUUGCUAAAGAAUCAAUUUCCAAUACCACCAAAAAUGUAUUAUUACGUGCUCAAGCGAGGAAAACAUUCAAAGCUGUCAUGUCAAUACCUAAGCUUAUUCCGCCUGUAGACGAUAGCGAUAACUCAGAUAUGCCAAGUAGUAAGAAGCGAUUGUCAGAUACAACAGAUGUGGAGCAGGGGAAUAAUGCGAAAGCCAAGAAAGUGAGAGUGUAG
Kwoniella botswanensis is the source of this 1056-nucleotide messenger RNA. RefSeq lists its product as uncharacterized. Bases 1 to 1056 code for a protein of 351 amino acids. The record is from RefSeq and is a predicted model, not a curated record. The transcript has 7 exons. Gene Ontology annotation, cellular component: nucleolar ribonuclease P complex. NCBI's taxonomy places the organism in Eukaryota, Fungi, Basidiomycota, Tremellomycetes, Tremellales, Cryptococcaceae. Gene Ontology annotation, molecular function: RNA binding. Gene Ontology annotation, biological process: tRNA processing.